AUGACACCAUCAUCUUUGAUAAUUUUCAAACCAUCUGCCCAAAUUGUCCCUGCUGGAGGUACACCUCCAUUAUUGCCAUCAGAAAAUGUUGCUUCUCCAUAUGAGAUUAUGCAUACCCCUCAUAUAUACCAGAAUCAAGCAGAAAUCUCAAAUCAAUCUCUCAACUCUCAAGUGAUCCUUACAUCCAGUAAGCCAAAGCCUCUCACAUCAAUGGAAAGGGAAGAAGGAUCCCAAGAACAAAAUUCAAUUCCCAAUCAUGACAUCCCCCCUGAAGAUUUUACUACACAAACAGCUCAACCCAAAAAGAAGCAGAAAUUAGCUUCUGAACUUGAAUCUGGUGACAUUGUGAUUGAGGGAAGUAGAAAGAUGAGAAGUGAUGACAACCAGAAAAACAAAAGUUUGGUGAAAAAAGUCAAAGUUAAGAACAGUACAGCUUGGCUCAUGAGUCUCAGGAAAGAGGGGGCAGAUCAGAUCCGGUCCAUAAGAUCUCUUUGGUUGGAAGUCAGUUCAUUCUUUUCACCUUGGAAUCAGGAGCUUGAAGAUCCACAACAACAAGAUGUAUCUUAUCAAAAAAGAACCGCUAGCAGGAUGAGGAGUUGGAUUACACAUGCAUUUCUGGGUCUACUCAAAGCCCUACAUGAUCAAAGGAGUGAUCUUGUUUUGAUACCAAUUUCUGGGAUUCAAGAUCAGAAAGAGGAUGGAAUGAUUCUUCUGGAUGAUCUGUUGUUGGAUGGUUGGAAGUUUCUUAAAGGUAUAUUCCAGGAAAUCAAAGACAAGUUGAAUGAUAAUGAAGAGUAUUGUAUCAUAACUUUCAAACCUAGAGUCAAAAUCUUUGAUCUGUCUUCUCCAGAUGAUCUUCUUUAUUACUUGGCCAAUAAGGGGAAAAAUACAUCAUUGAACCUUGAUAAGCAGGCACUUUCAAACCUUCUUUCAACAUGGAAUUCUUCCAAGUCUAUUGGUAUAAGAUCAAAGCUUGAUACUGAAAAUGCAUUGGAUAAGAUUAUUUUUGAAUUCAAAGAAAAACCAGAAAACUCUCAAAAAACACUCACAACAGAUGACAUGAAAGAUGCUCUUUCGUUCAUACGUCACAGUGGAAAGUAUUGGAUUAAUGAACACAUGAGAGUGAGUGUUGACAGAUUCUUCAUGAAUCUCAAAAAAACAAUUUUAUCAAACUUAACAAAUCACCAAUCUCAAAUCACACAAGAGACCCAAAAAUACUUGAGUUCUGCAAUAUAUAGAGCAAAAAACUGGCUUUUAUCUGACUUUUUUGGAUGCCUUUUGAUGUUCCAAAGAGACCAAAAUCAAGUUCCUGAAGUUCAAGAAGCUGAAAUGACCAGAGCUUGGAAAUUUAUGCAGGAUAUCUUCAAAACAUGGUUGAAAGUUGAUCCUACAACAAUUGAUGUGAAUAUCUAUGGCAAAUUAGGAUAUGGUACACUUUAUGUUGAUCUACUAUUCUUUGAUUCUGAGGAAAUCUUCAAACACUACUUCAGCCUACCUCCACAUUCCAAAUAUAUAUCAUCUGUUCAUCUUUGGAGGAUUCUUGCUCAAUGGUAUAAGUUAGACCUCCAUAAACUUUCAGCAGAACAGAUGGAUCAUGUGGUGUACACAUAUAAGAGAAAUCUUUUGAAGGUAUGUGGGAAACAUCUUGAGGGAUUUCCUGAUAAUCCAAAAAUUUCUUCCUGA
This is a messenger RNA of Melampsora larici-populina 98AG31, 1683 nucleotides long. RefSeq lists its product as uncharacterized. The transcript has a single exon. The record is from RefSeq and is a predicted model, not a curated record. The coding region runs from base 1 to 1683 and encodes 560 amino acids. NCBI's taxonomy places the organism in Eukaryota, Fungi, Basidiomycota, Pucciniomycetes, Pucciniales, Melampsoraceae.